This is a messenger RNA of Synchiropus splendidus (mandarinfish), 1244 nucleotides long. Its product is annotated as P2Y purinoceptor 1. Gene Ontology annotation, biological process: G protein-coupled receptor signaling pathway. The transcript is spliced from 2 exons. Bases 291 to 1244 code for a protein of 317 amino acids. The record is from RefSeq and is a predicted model, not a curated record. Lineage: Eukaryota; Metazoa; Chordata; Actinopteri; Syngnathiformes; Callionymidae. Gene Ontology annotation, cellular component: membrane. Gene Ontology annotation, molecular function: G protein-coupled receptor activity; oxysterol binding.
UUGAUCAUUGACCUUAUUUAGAAACUAGUCAUCCAACUCCACGCUGAGAUGCAGCAAGCUUUUGAUUUGCAAACCCCCAAACCUCAGAGCAGCACACGUCACAGGCUUCCUCAGGCCUGUCUUGAACGACACCUUACAGGAAAUUCAAAGCAAAGAGCAGAGGGUUUGUUACCGCACGCAUUUGCUGAGAGGAGAAAGUGACAGGCUCAUCUCUAUUUUCAACCCGAAAUACAGCCGCAGGUGUGAUGACACUUUAGGUGACUUGGCGGACACAAGGUUCCUCCGCAGCCAUGAACGGGACAGACCAGUGCGGGGCCUCCCCAGCCGAGUACCAGUACUACUACUUCCCGUCCAUCUACAUCUUUGCCCUGUCGGUGGGUCUUCCUGGCAACCUGGCUGCCUUCUUCUACUUCACCUGGAGGACCACGCCCCGCACGUCCUUCAGCGUCUACAUCAGCAACCUGGCCUUCGCUGACAUCAUCCUCCUGUGCACGCUUCCCUUUCGGAUCCACUACCACCUCAACAGGAACCACUGGGUCUUUGGUGACGUCACCUGCAGAGUCACCGGGAUUCUCUUCUUCGCCAAUACCUACAUGAACAUCUGCUUCAUGUCCUGCAUCUGCGUGGACCGAUACAUCGCCACGGUGCACCCGCACCAGUACCUCCGGCUGUGCAGCGUCUGCCGUGCCCUGCUGGUCAGCACGGUUCUGUGGUGCAUCGCGGUCGUGGCCAUGCUCGUCUUCGUCCUCAUGGGACCGCUGGAGACUGAAAAACGCACCAGCCAGAGCUGCUUUGAGAACUUUGCCAAGGCCGAGUGGAACACUCGCCUGGCCGUCUUCAGCAUGGUGAGCCUGGUCUUCGGCUCGUUACUGCCAUCUCUGGUCAUCCUGGUGUGCUACCCCAUAGCCGUGAGACGCAUCUCAAGGAUCCGGACGAAGACGGCGCAAAAAGCGGUGAGGGUCAUCUACACCAUCCUGGCCAUCACGGUGCUGUGCUUCCUGCCCAAUCACGUGGCCUAUCUGCUUCACCUGCUGCGGCGCAUCGGCGUGAUCAAGAGCUGCUCGGCCGCCCGAGCUAUCCACGACGCUCGGAGGGUCACCAUGGGCCUGGUGAUCCUCAACACCUGCCUGGACCCUGUGCUUUACUACGUCACCACCAGCCACUGGAGGUGGAAGCGACUGAGGUGGGGCGGAAGAGUGUUGGGGGCCAGAGGAGUGUACACCAUAAGGAUGAACCCGCCGUAG